GUUUAUCAACAUUUGAAACAACACAGUGUGAGCAUUUCUUCUCCGUUCAUCCUUAUACAAACAUUCGCUCAAGCUUCUCUGAUUUUUGCGUUUGAUCAACUCUGAAAACCAUUCUUCCACCACAAGAUGUACCGAAAAUCAGAGCAUACUCGUGAGUCGGAUUUGGAAUACUACGAGGGUCGAUAUUACAGUGAGUUGAAAGAUGGUUACCAUAAGCUCGAAGUCUCGGACUCAACAUUUAGGUGUCCGAUUUGUUUGAACAAGGAUUAUUAUUCUUUGACUGAUCUUCUGAGACAUGCUUCAAGGAUUGCUACUGACGUUCAUGCUGAGACUGAGAGAGAAAUUGCUAAGCACUCUGCCCUUGUAAGGUAUCUUGACUUUAAAAUUUCUGAAGAUAAGUUGCAUGAUAUGAAUGUCGAUACCAUUAACUCACUGCUGAAGAUAAGUCGCACGAUAUGAUGAAUGUUGAUACCGAUAGGUCCCAUAGUAUGAAUGCUGUUAAUGAUCGGUCACUUAUUGCUAAGGAUAAGUCACCCAUUGUGAAUACUGAUGAAGAUGAGUUGUUUGUCUGGCCUUGGAUGGUAGUUCUGGCAAACAAUGUUACAACAUUUGACACCAACUCUCGUAAGUAUAUAGGAAAGAGUAAUAAGAAAAUUCAAGAGGAACUGAUAGCUAAUGGGUUUCAGCCGCUGAAAGUUAAUACACUGUGGAAUAUUAAUGGGCAAACACCGUUUGUGAUUGUUGAAUUUGGAAAAGAAUGGGAUGGUUUCAGCAAUGCUUUGAAGCUAGAGGGAAGCUUUGAAGUGGAACAUUGUGGAAAGAGAGAUUACUUGGGUUUAAGGGAACGAGGAGAUAGACUCUUUGGGUGGAUAGCACGUAGCGAUGACUAUAAUUCCACGGAUAUUGUUGGCAAACACCUCAGGGAAAAUGGGGAUUUGAAAACUGUUUCUGGAAAAGAAGCCGAGGAUAAUAGGAAAGCCUUGAAGCUUGCAUCUAAUUUUGCCAACACUUUAAAGCAGAAGAACAAGGAAUUGGAACAAACAACAAGCAAGUAUGAAGAUACUAAAGUUUUCCUAAACAGAAUGAUGGAUCAAAAAGAGGAGAUGCUUGAACACUUUAACAUAGGUAUGUUGAUACUUAAAGUGGAUUGUUUGAAUUAAUAUCAGUAUAACUUACAGUCUAAUGUAUUGAUGUUGAUAUAAUUUUUUAAUAUUUCAUGGUA
Vicia villosa (hairy vetch) is the source of this 1222-nucleotide messenger RNA. Its product is annotated as factor of DNA methylation 4-like. The record is from RefSeq and is a predicted model, not a curated record. Lineage: Eukaryota; Viridiplantae; Streptophyta; Magnoliopsida; Fabales; Fabaceae. The coding region runs from base 456 to 1160 and encodes 234 amino acids. The transcript is spliced from 2 exons. Gene Ontology annotation, biological process: gene silencing by siRNA-directed DNA methylation.